ACAUUGUUGUAUUUCUGGUGAAUUAAUUUUUGUAUUACUUUCUAUGUAUUGCAAAGGAUUUUUUUUCCUGUUUCUAAUGGUGACAUAACAUUCCUUUAAAAUUAUUAGAGUUUUCAAAACGCAAUUGAAAGCAAAAAGUUAAGCAAAUAAAGUACAGGUGUGACUCAAUUAUGGCAAGAACAACAAAAAAGUGACUAUGGUGGGGAUGUUGAGCUUGUGCGGCGACAUGAAACUGCUCACCCACAAUUUGCUGAGCUCGCAUGUGCGGGGGGUGGGGUCCCGUGGCUUCCCCCUGCGCCUCCAGGCCACCGAGGUCCGUAUCUGCCCCGUGGAAUUCAACCCCAACUUCGUGGCGUGUAUGAUACCUAAAGUGGAGUGGUCGGCGUUCCUGGAGGCAGCCGAUAACUUGCGCCUGAUCCAGGUGCCUAAAGGGCCGGUUGAGGGAUAUGAGGAGAAUGAGGAAUUUCUGAGAACCAUGCACCACCUGCUGCUGGAGGUGGAAGUGAUAGAGGGCACCCUGCAGUGCCCAGAAUCUGGAUGUAUGUUCCCCAUCAGCCGCGGGAUCCCCAACAUGCUGCUGAGUGAAGAGGAGACUGAGAGUUGAUUGUGUCAGGCGCCAGUUUUUCUUGUUAUGACUGUGUGUAUUUUUGUUGAUCUAUACCCUGUUUCCGAAUUCUGCCGUGUGUAUCCCCAACCCUUGACCCAAUGACACCAAACACACAGUGUUAUUGAGCUCGAUAUUAUAUAUUUUUUUCUCAUUAAAGGUUCAAAACCAAAAAAAAAAAAAAAGAAAAAAGAAAACACUGUCCUAAAAGAAGAAGGUACAGAGAGUAGUCUGAUACCCGGGAGUACUAGAUUUUAAAAUUAUUCUCUUGCCAAUUUUAUUCAUUCAUUCACCAUGUGCCACAAUAAUUGUUUUAAGUCUUUCUUUGA
Pongo pygmaeus (Bornean orangutan) is the source of this 933-nucleotide messenger RNA. RefSeq names its product multifunctional methyltransferase subunit TRM112-like protein. NCBI's taxonomy places the organism in Eukaryota, Metazoa, Chordata, Mammalia, Primates, Hominidae. The coding region runs from base 197 to 604 and encodes 135 amino acids. Gene Ontology annotation, molecular function: protein heterodimerization activity. The transcript has a single exon. The record is from RefSeq and is a predicted model, not a curated record. Gene Ontology annotation, biological process: tRNA methylation; peptidyl-glutamine methylation; rRNA (guanine-N7)-methylation.